CGGAAGUGAUGCUGAAACAGGAGGCGAUGGAGCAAGAAGUAAAAUUACUUGAGAAUCUCAAUCAGGAUUCUGAGUUCAAUGGAACCUGUUUAUCAUCAUUGACGCUGCUGACGUUAGAUGUCGUUCAGGAAUGCAAACUAAAACCCAACCGUCAAACAACUCCAUAGAGGAUAUGAGAAUUCAUGUUGCGAAUGAAGGAAAGGGAGAAGAAGCUCCUCUCUUUCUUUCUCCGAGUUUGUUUCGCUUAGAACUCCCCUUUUUCUGUCUAUGUUCUGCACCCGGUAGAGAUGGAGUCACUAAUGUAGUUAAAGGGAUGGAGAGAAACAAAAAAGGUGUUGAUGAAAUGGAACUUGAUCUCAAAGAUCUCUAGGAACAAGCUCCUCUUGGUUGGUGGUGUUAAAAGCUUUAUAUAAUGAGAGGAUAAAAGUGCUGGAGCAGUUUUCUCAUCUACAGGCUGAAGGUAAAGAAAUUGAACCAGGGAGAUGG
Linum tenue is the source of this 486-nucleotide messenger RNA. The record is from the annotation of a GenBank genome assembly. NCBI's taxonomy places the organism in Eukaryota, Viridiplantae, Streptophyta, Magnoliopsida, Malpighiales, Linaceae.